GAUACUUAGGCGUUUAGACUCAGCAUUUAACUUACUUACUAAUAAGGGUAAGCAGGUUUUUUCAAGUAUGGAAAGAACUAGAAUGUAGGACUUGUACUUGGAUCGCAAGAAUUAAAAAAAAAUGUUGACUAAAUGAGAAGAUGAACGUUGUUUACUAGGUCAGCGACAAUAAUUGUGUUGUGCAUUAGUGUUAAUAAUGUUGUGAUAGCGACUGAUCUAAUAGUGUCAUACGAGAUCCCUUCAAUUAAGAGACGGAGAUCAAACAAGCCAGAGACAGGAGUGCGGCGCGCGCACGCUGCGGCCGCGCCAGUCCGAGCGGACCCCGGCGCACGCCCGUACACUGCUCCACGCUUCACCACUUAAUCUUGGCGACGUAAAUACUGAAACACACGUCUCGCCACCACCGCGCCACCACCGCGCCGUCACCACGCUCUCGUGCCAGUUCAAGGACUCUACGUGACCACCUCGAGGUGCUAACAUAAAGGGCCUUCUCUGUCACGUAUACAAACCACCUGAUUUGUGUAACAUUUUUUAUCUAGGAUCUUUCACCUUCAACACAAAUAUCUUAUCUCGACCCAGCUUCCGAUUGGAUUGUGUUCGACGUUAGUGAACAUAUCGGUCAAUGAUUGAGUGAAACGUUAGAAUGAACUUUGGUAAAAUUCUAAAAUGAAGACGCGCGAUCGUCGAGCUAAACAAGAUUUUCGAGGAAAGCAGGAUAAGAAGGGAGUGAAGCAGGAAGUGUCGCGCAGCGGUAAACGGCACGCGAACUCUGUUGGUGCCGCGGAAUCAGCUGCCGCGGCUCGCGAGCGCACCAAGAGAUCCGGCGUGGAGGCUGUCAAGUUGCACCUGCAGGUGACCGGCGACCCCGGGAGAACAUCACGAUCUGCUACAUCUGUUCGUAAGACGAGCAUCCGAAUGACUGCUAUAAAGGAAUAUCCCUUCGACUUGAGUGAUUUACAAAAUCAGCCGAGCGUCGCCGGUGACACGCGACCUACGCAAACGCAACCUGCGCAAACGCAACCUGCGCCGACGCAACCUACGGUAGCGCAACCAAACCCACCGUCGAUCAAACCUCGCGUCUCUGUCCCCUCAUUAGAAGGAAAAAGAAAAGUUUCUAUCAUGGCUGAUGAAUCCAGUAAGGACCGAGAAAACCUCCCAUCGGAUAGGAUGUCUCACAGCAGCUUAAGUUGUCACUACGACAGCUACCUACCGUCAGAUUCAUCUCUCGAAACAGACGCACUCAACCGUCAUUGGAAUGGAAGCGUAUCAGCAAAAGCGGAAGGGCCUUCGCGCCGCAAAAGCAACCUUCACAAUGCCAUGGCAGCAGACAUGGACUCCUCUUGGGACCGCCAGACACACAUCGAGGGCAGAUUCAAGAAGUAUUCCACGACAUCAUCCGUUUACUCAAAGAAGGCACUAUCACAACAGAGCGAAUACAUUGAAAGAUCUUGGUGGUACGCGUGUUGUCAGAAGUGUCAUUCAGAGGACUCCGGUAUUCCCUCGUGGGAACCACCGAACUGGCAGAAGGUCUGCCCCUAUCCACUAUGUCCUUCAUACCGGCAAUUCGCACAAAACAUCGCUGUACUAAUCAUUGGCAUAUUGGUGUGGGUGAUCGUAUGGAUAGUGAUGGGCGAGACGGCUGCGCCUGGCGGCCAGCUGUUCUCUUUCGCCGUCCUGACCAUCGCCGCUUACUUUGGAGGAUGGCUCAUGCUGAAGAUCACAACAUUGCCAGCUCUCAUAGGAAUGCUUAUAGUGGGGAUCAUUAUGAAAAACGUCGGUCUCGUCAAUUUUGACGAGACCUAUCAACACGUUGCUUCCUAUAUCAGAAAAAUUGCUUUGACCAUCAUCCUAACGAGAGCUGGCUUGGACUUAGACCCGAAUGCUAUGAAGAAGUACUUCUUAACAGUGAUCAAGCUGGCGUUAGUUCCCUGGACAUUCGAGUGUGUGCUCUGCGCAGUCCUAGCUUACUUCCUACUGGGAUUGCCCUGGAAUUGGGCAUUUCUUCUAUCAUCGAUCAUUGCGGCUGUGUCUCCGGCUGUGAUCGUGCCGUGCUUGUUCCGACUUCGUGAGAAGGGCUAUGGUGUAUCCAAGGGUAUUCCAACCCUGGUGCUGGCAGUGUCCGGCGUGGAUGAUGCUGCCAGUGUCGCUGUCUUCGGAAUCGUCUCGUCCAUCAUGUUCUCCAGUGCUUCGCUUACUAUGAAUGUUAUUCAGGGUCCACUGAGUGUGAUCGGUGGUAUAGUGCUGGGAGUAUUAUGCGGAUACCUAGUAAAGUUCGUUCCGGAGCGCAAUGACGCCUUCUUGGUGCCCCUACGAGUUAUCUUACUGCUGGCUGGUGGACUGAUGAUGGUGCUCGGCUCUGAGGAAAUUGGAUGGGGUGGUGCUGGUCCAUUGGCGGUGAUCGCGUUCGCGUUCGUGGCUUGCAAGAACUGGACAGAUCUUGGCUGGGAGCUGGAAGACAACCCGGUGGCCACUGCCUUCGAAAUUUUCUGGAUGUUCUUCGAACCUAUGCUCUUCGCUGUAACUGGUGCUCAAGUUGUUAUCGCAGACCUGGAACCCCACUUGGUAUUGAUUGGUGGAGGUAUAUUGGUGACGUGUGCGGUGCUCCGUGCCAUCGUGACUAGCACCUGUGCCGUCCGCAGCAACCUCAACAUGAAGGAGAAGAUCUUCGUCGGUCUCGCCUGGAUGGCCAAAGCUACAGUACAGGCCGCUUUAGGACCAGUUGCUUUGGAUGAAGUGCGUAAAAUGGCCGGCGGAGAGCCCGACCCAGUGAUGAUAGAGUACGCAGAGACUGUCAUUACAGUGUGUAUCAUGUCGAUCGUGAUCACCGCACCCAUCGGAGCCAUCGUCAUAACGCUCACUGGACCCAAACUACUCUCGAGAACAACUAAACCACCUGUCUUGGAAGGUUGGCGUCGAUCCCACCGGCCGUCUAUUCGCGACAUAUCUAUUAUCGACGAGGAGGAGGUGGCGGAGCGCGACGCGGAGGCGGAGGCGGAAUACUCGCGGCCGAGCAGCCCGAAGGCCCGGCCGGCGGUGGCCAGCAGCACUCCAGCGCCCAUCACUGUGCAGCCCGGACACAACAGCUCUUGACUGCCAUAACUUCUACAACACUUCGAUCACUGCUGCCAUUCCAUUUGCGACCUUGUUCGACCCUACGUUUACUAUGAGCUGCUUAAUGGUCUCGUAUAAGUUAUUGAUACAGGGAUUUAGUAAGACGACGCUCACACGAAGCCGUUCUGUAAUGGAUGCGCGCUACAACGACGUGAGUCAUUUUGUUCGAAAGAUAUUCAAAUGCCUGUCUGUGCAUUAGCAUAACACAACAUGUGUACAGCCGUGUAGUCCGGUUUCAUCUUCAUUUACGAAAUUGGUACAGAGAACCUACGAAUAUAUAAAUUGCCUAGAGAUGCUUUUCAGUUACAGAGAAGUAAAGUUAUUUUCGUUAAACGUUUAUAUUAAACUUGCAUAUUUUUUUUAAUAUUUUAUGUUGAGCAAGACAUAGUACUUAACUCAGUGAAGUCGAGGUAUACCUAAAUACAAAAAGUUGAUAUUUUAUAAAUAUCUUUUAUAUUCAUUGUACACUGCUAUCGUAAAUAUAAAGGACCAGUAAAAUAAUUUCUAAAGCAAUUUACACCACUUUGAAGAUAUUGUUUCUUACAAGAAUUAGGUACUUAGAGAGGGUUUAGUUUAAGAUAUAGUAGUUGUAUAACGUUCAUGUGAUAAAGGUGUAUACUUAAUUAUUUGGUGUUAUAUAAAACCUCGCUAGUGAAGUUUUACUAUGAAAUAUUACCGCUGUAAGAACAUAUUUAACUUAUAAGAACUUUGUCUACUUUAUUCCUAUAGGUUUUAUUUUGCAUAGUGAUCAUCAGUAUUGCUAUUAUUUAUGAAAACGAUUUAGUUUAGGUAUCAGAACGAAUGUUAAUGUUAUUCGGUACAAACAAUUAUUAAUUACUUUAUGUAAGGCUCAAUGCAGCAUAUCCAUUGCUCAUUGUCGAUAUGUAUUUUAGGUAAUUAGGUAGUCUGUAUAUUAUGUGUAAAAAUGUUUCUUCACCUUAUAAUGUACGUAUGGAUAUCUACGUACUGAUUAGUUUUGUAUAGUAUCAUUUGUAAAUAACACCCCAAGUCACAUUUUUAUGUAAGUACUUAUAUGCAUCGUGGAAUUCAAUUAUUUUAGAGUGAACUGUGGGACCAAUUUAUUUUUGUAAUAAUACCACAUUACCGUAAUUGAACCUAAAGUUGUUAUAACUAAACAGACAUCGCUUAUCACGAAGUAUUAUUCUACUAUUAAAUUUAAUACUAUUUACUGUUAUUGUAAAAUCAACAAUGUCUGUUUUCUACACUAUUAAUAAAAAAUUAUAAUAUUAUGUAAUAUAAAAAAUAAUUGUUUCAAAUAUCAUGAUGAAAUUAUCGAAAAAAGUAUAAAAGCAAUAAAAUAUUUACAAAGACAUUCGAUUGUUGUACGUUUAUUUUUAGUAUUAAUUGUUUUCCCGCCUGAAACAUCAACUUACAAAAUAUUCUCUCUUGAGCUAUAUAAUUUCUUAUUAGAACAAUAUUGUGUGAACGAAAAUGGGAGGGAGAACCAUGGCCAGUCACCAUUUGUUUUUGGCGUGAAUCCCAGACAGUUCACAUUCAAUCUCUGAGUAAACAAUCCGCUCAUACCAUUAUUAUAGGUCACGGUUAUUGUCAUAAACUACGCACAGACACAGACCAAUAAAUUCUAGACCAAACAGCCUCAUAAAACGUUACGUAAGUUUGUAAAACUAAUAAUACUGGCCGCUUAAAAAGAAAUAUUUAGCUCCAAAAACUAAAAAAGAAAAAGGUUCAAUAACAUAGCAUUAGACCAUAAAGUCUAAGAAUAGUUUGGA
Molecule: messenger RNA, 4862 nt
Organism: Spodoptera littoralis (African cotton leafworm)
Lineage: Eukaryota; Metazoa; Arthropoda; Insecta; Lepidoptera; Noctuidae
Source: the annotation of a GenBank genome assembly